This is a messenger RNA of Anastrepha obliqua, 2005 nucleotides long. RefSeq lists its product as uncharacterized. Gene Ontology annotation, biological process: SCF-dependent proteasomal ubiquitin-dependent protein catabolic process. Gene Ontology annotation, molecular function: protein binding. NCBI's taxonomy places the organism in Eukaryota, Metazoa, Arthropoda, Insecta, Diptera, Tephritidae. The record is from RefSeq and is a predicted model, not a curated record. The transcript has 3 exons. Gene Ontology annotation, cellular component: SCF ubiquitin ligase complex. The coding region runs from base 332 to 1978 and encodes 548 amino acids.
GUAGUAUGGUCCAAUAUUGAUGUUGAGUGAAGAAAAUAAAAACAAUCAAUGAAAGUGCCAUAUAAUAACACAAAUAACAAGUGAAUGCUGAAAAUUGAUUCAAAUAGAAUAAAUUGUGAAAAAUUUGUCUACAAUAACACGAAUUAAUAGAAGAAGAAUCGAAAACUUAUUUGCAAUACAAUUUGUGUUCUUAGAAAUGACACUUGGUUGAUUACAGCAGCAGCUGUAAACGCGUUGCAAUGUUUUGUAAUUGUUAUUGAAUGUUACCUUGGCAACGCAUCACGCAUUGAUAAGUAACGAAUUUGUUUACUGAAGCUGUAUCAUUUCAAAUAUGGGCGACGAUCAAAUAAUUGACGAAAUUACUUUUACAUCCAACUUCCCAGGAGAGGAUAAUUGCACAUGUGAUACGCAUCGGCGCAGGGAUGAGCCGCUACCUAUGCUGCAUAAUGAAAUUCUGAUAAAUAUAUUUUCCUAUUUGCCAUACACCGACUUGACGCAGACUCGUUUGGUUUGUCAUCUUUGGAGGGAAGUCAUCGCGUACAAACGGUUUGCGAACAAAUUCCGUUUGCGACUCAGAGAAGAUAAUAUGCUGGAUAUUUGGAAGCAACUACAAACCGGGAAUUUCGCAUCCGGAAUGGUGUAUCGGCACAUGGUAUACAUGGGCAGUGAUUCAGCACAGCUCGAUCAGUUGCAAUUCAUACUGAAGAAAAUUGGCUCAAAUGUGCGAAAUCUAAAGCUCAAAACUUUUUUUGGACUUAACGGCAUGUAUGUGUGCUUUCCAAACAUAGAACGUCUAGUACUUGAAGAUCUAUAUGUAUUUCCUUUGCAUGUGCCAUUCGAAUUGAAUACAUUUGGCAAUUUGAAAGGACUUCAUUUUGUGGACGAUGCAGUAACACAAAGCACAUCAGAAGCUUUACUCGCUACUUGUCUUCGUGAAAAUACCGCCGUGAGGCUGGAGGAAUUGAGCAUACGCGUCUAUGCGGAGCACGCUGAGCUAUUUCUGUCGGUGGUGAAGCAUCAUGCCGACACCUUGAAAAGUCUGCAUGUCGUCUAUUUUGAAUCAAUGAAUGAACAAAAUUCACUGGUUAAAAAAUGGAUAGAAGCUUUCGAUCAAUUGAAGAAGUUGCAGAAAGUUAAAAUUUAUGCAGGUAAUACGCUGAUAUUUGAGGGAUCAUUGAAGUGUUUCGUAGGCUUGCCAUUGCGAUAUUUGGAAGUGGAUUGUUUGCGGCCUGUAAAUCCAAAUAUCUUUAAACUGCUGGAAUCGUGCGCCAAAUCACUGGAGCAUUUGGCGUUUUUCAACUUCUACUUACCGAAACACAUAGCCGGCACAAAUACAAUAAGCGAGUGCUGCCACAACUUGAAAAAGCUUAUAUUGAGCUACACGCGUCUUAUCGAAGAGGAUGAGCUAUGCCAUAUAGCACGCAAUCUUGCUGGCUUAGAAGUUUUAGACCUGAGAUACUGUAAGAAUGCGGUAACUAACAAAUCGCUGGCUGCGAUUUUCAAACACCUGACACAAUUACGUGAACUUGAUCUGAGUGGUAACAACGAUUUUAACCUUGAUGCACUAACGGGCACCGUCGAUAAUCCAUACCCGAUUCAACGUCUGCGGGGGUUAGAAAAGUUGAACCUGAAAUCAUGCCAGCAACUGUCGAAUGACGAAUUUUUAGAGACGUUAAAAUUUCCCUUUCUGCGUAGUUUAAACUUUGGACGUGGCUUAUAUACGGACAGUGGCAUUCAGGUCUUGGUAAGGCAGUGCCCGCUUCUGGAAGAAUUGAUUAUAACUUAUUGCCCGACAUUGGGGCGGAGCGCUCUCUUUUGCAUAGCGAAGGCUUUGCCGCGUCUGCGCGUACUGCACUUCUUGCACUGCGCUCAGGUGGACAAGUCGGUAAGGCUUAUUUUACAUAAUGAGUGUCCUCUGUUGGCGGAUUUAGAAAUUUCUGAGAAACGAACAAAUGUGAGAACAUACUUUCAUCAAUAGAUUUCGUUGACAAAAUUUAUAUUUAUA